Molecule: messenger RNA, 5643 nt
Organism: Symbiodinium natans
Lineage: Eukaryota; Dinophyceae; Suessiales; Symbiodiniaceae
Source: the annotation of a GenBank genome assembly
AUGGGUACAGCUUCAUCUGCAGAGCCUGCAACUGAUACAAAGAAGAGGUCGAAAGGAAAGAGCUCCAAGAAGAAGAAUGCAGCACAAGCUGAAGAUAGCAAAGGUACCACGGAUGGAGUGGAGGAAUCUCUCCCAACUGCGGAGGCGGCAUGGCAGUCAACGGGUCCAGAGAGGUCUUCGCGGCCAGGGGACUCGCUGGACCCAGAGUGGCCGGAGGGAUGUCCUGAGCCUUCCCAGAAAGCCAGCCUGGGGACCACUACAGGGCCUACGGGGCCUACAGGGCCUACGGGGCCUACAGGGCCUACGGGGCCUGUGGGCCUUGCAGGGCUCGCAGAGAUGGAGACAACGAAGCGGCCUCCGAGCAUCAAAGCCCAGCAGUCCUGGCCGACUGGCAUACAGUUUGCCGAGACCGAACCAUCCUUGGGAGGCGAAGCCUACGACGACCUGCCUGACUUGCCACCAACCCCCCGAGAGCGCGAUUCUUUUGGCAUUUUCGGCUUCUUGCCGGACCGGAAAAAGACCGUGCAAAGCAGCGUGUCCUACAGCAACUUGAAAAAAAGUCCCAGCAGACCGCCCGAGCUCAGCUCAACCCAGGCGUUGCGAGUACGACUUCUCAGAGUGGAUGUUCCGCAGCCGAGCACAGGCCUGCUAGGAGACUUGGCGGACCUCUACGUGAAGCUCCAGCUUGGGCCCCAAGCUCAUUGCACCCCUUGCAUUGAGAACGGCCAGCCGAUUUUGUCGGACAACGACUUCACCUUCCAGCUUGCACACGACAGCCUUCAAUUCAACAUUAUGAGAAUAAGUGCUUUGAAAGACGAGCUGCUGCACACAGUUUCUGUGGCACUGGGCGUGCGCAACCUUGUGGCUGGUGAGUGGCAGCGGCAAAGGCUUCCAAUCCCAGGAACCACUGGCGAAGUGCAGUUUGAGCUGCUGUUGAGUACACUCGCGUCGGAGCGUCGGACGGAGUCCAAGACAGCACAAAACGAGGAAGAGCAUCUUGAGUACCAAGUUGGGCCUCGCAUGUUCCAGCCGAGAUCGAAUGCGCUCCCCUGGGAAGGUGUUCGGGUGUUGGAAUUAACCCGCCGAACAUGGACGGCUGCACUAUGUGGUCAGAUGAUGGCUGCGUCAGGUGCCGAGGUUAUUCGGGUCGCUUUCGGAGAGGAGGCGCUUCUAGCUCGAAAGAAGGGAAGCGCUCCCAGACGGCCACUUAAAUCGAAGCACGAGGAGAACGAUGCUGACGUUCUGGAGAAGGCGAAGGCAAACCUUGUGCCAAGGCAGCUGCACGUAGGGAAGCGCCUUGCGCCCCUUCACCCAGAUGACCCUGAAGAAAUGGCUUUGCUCCGAUCGGACCUCUUGACGGGCUGCAACGUCUUCCUCACGGAUCUCCCUGCAGAUGAGCUUGACAGCAUGCAACUCAGUGCACAGUCAUUGCGGAGCAGCUGCCCGUGGUUGAUCUACAUCCAUGCCUCCAGCAUUGGCAUGCUUGCAGAUGUCACCAACAAGGGUGUAAACGAUGCUGGUGCUUUCUUUUGUUUGUCUGGAAUGGCUGAGCAGCUUGGGCACUUUCUUGGUCCAGCUGGCUUUGCUGCUGCUGUCUCAGCUUCGUCAUUGUUUGGAGUUGCGUGCAUGGCGGUGAUGCGCCGGCGCUGUGGCAGUCCAGGUGACCGUGUGGAGAUGAGCAUAUUUAGGGCAGGGAGAUGGUGUGCAGCACUUGGAGCACUCACUGGGUGGCACAAGCCGCAGCACCCAGAUCUGCGUUUCUUUGUGGAGCCGGAUGUCAAAAGGCCUUUGGCAACACCCUUCGAUGUGGAAGGCGUGGCGCAUGUCAGACCAGCACAAAGGCCCUCAGCAAAGCCCGACACGCAUAUCAGAUGGACCAUCAAGGAUCCGGCAGUGUUAAUGCCUGCAGUUAUGCCGGACUCCCCCAUUUCGUCCGAGCUACCGCUGGCAAGGGUUUCCGUCAUUGAAAUCAGCGAUGAAUAUCAAGUGUCCGCUGCCGCCGUCGGGGCACUACUUGCCGACUUAGGCGCUCGAGUAACAAAGUUGGAGCGACCACAGCGUCCAGAUCCAUGGAAGCGAACUUGUCCCCAGCUGUACCAAGACUUGACUGCCAGGAAGCGUGUGGAUUUGGUGAAUUACUCGGGGGUUGGAGGCGUUGAUGCGAGGGGAGACCCAGUGCCCGGACAAGCCGCCUUGUAUAGGACUUUGGCCAAAGUUACAGUCUUUGUAACAAACUUGCCGCUGGCGGCUUUAGAGGCCUGGGGCCUGGAGCCAAAGCGGCUGCGGCAGAUGUUCCCACACUUAGUCAUCCUUUGGAUCACGACUUGGGGUCACGAUGAGCCGGCGCGCCAAAAGGAACUUUCCUUCAGUCGGAAGGGUGGUCAGGAAGCACAUGCUUUCUGGGAGGCCAGUGGCCUUUGCCAAGCCUUCAACGGUAACGCCAUGCCACCCGGCCUAGGAGAGCUGGCGGUGGCCCAGCAUGCCCUGGGCGGCGUGGGCCUUGCUUUGCUACGGCAACAACGGACCGGUGCCGGCCAACUGGUCCACAUCAGCCGAUAUCGUGCUGGGCUCUACUGCCAAAGCAUCUCCAGCAUUGAGCCUGUAGCGCUCCUGGCCAGUCCAUUGCUCCAGACGCUGGACGGCCGCUUCCUUCGACUCCUUGGACGAGGACAUCAGCCUCAUGAUGCAUGGGUGCUCCUUCAUGCCUUGGGCCGCCGAGAGAGCCUGCUAAAGCGCUUUGGGAAUAUGGACAAGCUGCGGAAGGAGCUCGAAGGCUACACCUGGGAGGAUCUACAAAAACAUCAAGAUGAGCUUCUGGCUUGUGCAAGAAGCUGGAGCUUUCAGGACCUGGUGAAGGCCUUCCAGGAGAAAGGAAUCGACUGGAUUGUGGAGGAGAUGAGACCGAUGGAUGCGGAGGCGCUGCACAGGCAGCGUGCAGAGCAGGUCGAGACUUUGCGGGAGCGACAACAAGAUGCUGCAGAGAAAGCCCUGGAGAUGGCCCAGCGAGCAGUUGAGCUACAGCGAGACCUCUCAGAUUCUCGGGGGCAUGCGCAGCAGGAGCUCCACGAACAGCUGAUGGACCAAACCGAGCAGCAGCGGAAGAUGGAGCUCCUCCGCGAGCAGUACCAGACAGGGGUGCCACCCAUUGUGGGGGUGACCAUCGAUGGUGCCGAAGGACUUGAGAGCGAAACGAAAGGCGGCAACGUGGAUGCGUACUGCGUCAUUGAGCUGGCCAACAAACCCUACACUCGACUGCAAACAGGGGUGCUCCAGGGCACGCAGCCAGCCUGGGAUUACACGGGGCUGGUGCCGAACUAUGCCUUUGGGGAUGUUCUGAAGUUUGCCGUCUACUGCAAGGAAGCGGACAUCGGACCUGUCGACAAGUCUGCUGCGCCAGCCACAGUGGAACAGACUACAGUCCUCUACCUGCAGGUAGCGGCUGCUUACAACCUCAUCAACAGAGACACAGGGGUGCUGGGUGAUGUGUCUGACCCAUACGUGGUGGCGCAAGUUGGAAGCAUGACACAGCAGACUCCAGUCAUCAACAACGAGCUGAAUCCCGUUUGGCAGGACAACAACCAGUUCUCCUUCAACAUCGUGGAUCACACUACAGAUCGUUAUCUCGAAUUGAAGGUGAUGAACUCCAACGUUAUGAAGGAUGACAGCCUGGGUACCAUCAAAGUUGACACCCGCUCCAUCGAUCCGGGUCAGUGGCAUCACUAUCGCCUUCAGCUUGAGGAAGGCCAAGGUGGCGAGUUGGAAUUCGAUGUGUUCCUCAAGCCGGCUGCGCCAUGCAAGCCUCAUCAGCAUGCAGACGAGCUUCUUGGUCACGCUGAGGCGGAGAUGUCCAAGUUCUACCCGCAUGGCUUCGAGGGCAUCUUGCCAUUGUUUCGUGGGGCCUCGCCUACCAAGGCCCUGUUGCACGUCUUCAUUGAGGUCGAGCCGCAGGGCGUGAAGCUACUGCGCCGAGGCUCUGGCCAUCGACGGACUAUGUCUGAAAUGAGUGCCUCACCUGGGCACCGACGCACGAUCUCCGAAAUGAGUGUCGCGUCUGCGAAAUCUUUCCGCUCUGGCCGAUCACUCUUGUAUGGCCCAGGUGUGGGAAAGCCGCAGCUGCCGCAGGGCCAGGCGACGGCAAGUGACAGGCCUUUAGGCGAGGUGAAGGAGGCAGACAAAAGCGUUCUGCAGAUCCGCGUAAACCAGGCGAUAGGACUACCCAAUCGAGACACUGGACUGUUCGGAGAUGUGUCCGAUCCCUACGUGGUCGUCCGGGCAGCAGGGGUGGAGCAGAAAACGCCGGUCAUCAUGAACAAUCUGAAUCCCGUGUGGGAGGAUGGCAACCUGUUCACCUUCGAGAUUGCUGCGGACGACCACAAAGUUGAGCUUGAGGUGCUGGAUUCCAACACAUUCAAGGACAGCUUCUUGGGCAGCUGCGAGCUAGACCUCCGCUCCAUUCAGCAUGGAAUGUGGACCUGCUUCCGCGAGAAGAUUGGCAGCGGAGAGCUGGUGUUCGAUCUCUACUUCAAGCCGACUGAGUACCGGCUGUUGGUAACAGAGCAGACGAGCGUGCUUCACCUGCGCAUCAACUGCGGCCGAAAUCUGCUCAACAGGGAUACGGGCGUCAUGGGGGAUGUGUCAGACCCCUAUGUGGUCGUGAAGGUCGGUGAGGCUACUCGCAGGACACCCACAAUCAACAACAACUUGAACCCUGACUGGCGGGAGGGAAACCUUUUCACCUUCCAAGUCAGCGACGCCGUUUCCACUAUCGAGCUGGAGGCCAUGAAUGCCAAUGUGGUUCGGGAUGACAGUCUCGGGAAAGUAUCAGUCAACAUCGGCAGCCUCCAGCCAAAUGAGUGGUGUCGGCUGGUCGAGCAGCUCGAGCAAGGCGGCAGUGGAACCGUGGAACUUGAUGUUUUCUUCAAGCCAAAUGAGCACUUUCACCUCAACCUGCAGCUUCAGCAGGCUCAGGACGAGGAAAAGAAGUGCCUGGCCGAGGCUGCAAGACUUUCGAAAGAAGUGCAGAUGGCAGAACAUGCGCGCAAGUGGCUUUCCAACGUGGACGAAAACACGAAGAUGCCGCUUAGCUUGGAGGAGCGUGAUUGGGUUCGAGCUUGUGGUGGCAGGAAUCUAGUCGCCCCAGCAUGGAUCACGGUUACCCAGACACAGGUGGAAGCCUUGGUGCGAGCACGCAAGCAGGUGCCGCCUGUCUUGCUGUUUCCCGAGGUGGCGCUCUCGUCUGCCUCGCAGUUGAAGCUCAAGGUGAGGAUAAUUGGCGCCUUCGGCCUUGCCAGUCCGUUCGGCCAGAACUGUGCGUACUGCACCUGUGAGAUACCACAGAAGAGGGAGUCCCAGGUCUCGACAGACUUGGCCGAAGGCCUCAAUCCAGAGUGGCGGUGCAGCCGAACAGUUCCGGGAUACAGCCCUGGAGAUGCACUUGUCCUGCAAGUCUACAGUGUUGACGGUCAAGGCUGGGUACCCGAUGGCCAGCGUCUGGCGCCGAAAGUCAACGAACUUCUAGGACGAGCGUUUCUUCCUGGCGACAAGAUUUAUCCAGAGGGGUACGAUGGGCUGCUGAACUUGACUUUGGGUCCUCGUCACACGGGUGCAACCCUUCGAGUGACAGCUUUGCUGAUGGAAGAGUGA